Mesitornis unicolor (brown roatelo) is the source of this 1927-nucleotide messenger RNA. Its product is annotated as BRCA1-associated RING domain protein 1-like. Gene Ontology annotation, molecular function: protein binding. The annotation marks the transcript as partial. The record is from RefSeq and is a predicted model, not a curated record. The transcript is spliced from 9 exons. NCBI's taxonomy places the organism in Eukaryota, Metazoa, Chordata, Aves, Mesitornithiformes, Mesitornithidae.
AUGCGCGCUGCUCGGCGCGCAGCCUUCGGCGCCUGCGCAGUGGUGACGGGCGGGGAAUUUGUAGCAGUGGCGCCGGCAGCGGGAAGCGAUGCGGGAGGUGUUGCGCGGCCGCUCGGGCAACCGGCCGGCCCCGGGCGCGCCGGCGUCCUGCGGGAGCCCGUGUCCCUGGGGCAGUGCGAGCACGUCUUCUGCCUAUCUUGUGUGGGUGACAGUGUUGGCACAGAAUGCCCGGUGUGCCACAUGCCAACCUGGGUGCAAGAUGUGCAGAUAAACCGGCAACUAGAUAACAUGAUUCAGCUUUGCAGCAAACUGCGGCAUCUGCUGGGUGUGGACACCUCAGAUUCAACGGAAGGUAUGUCCGCACCAGCUGACUCAGAUGUUGGGAAAAAGAAUACAAAGGAACAGAUAAAAAUGUGGUUCAGCCCAAGAAGCAGGAAGAUUCGAUGCAUCCUGAACAAGAGUCAGGCCAAGACUAAAAGUGACAGCCUUUGUCAAGACACAUCUUCAGUUUAUGACUUCUUUCCUUCCCCUCUUCAGGAAAAGCCCUCCAAGUCGACAAAAAAGCCAACACAGAGACAGAAUAAGAAGAUGAAGAAGAAACGUCUAGCAUACAUUAACAAAGUGUGGAGCUUAGAGAAGCCUGAACAGAAAGGAGGAGUUGAGGAGAAGCCUCCCAAGGAAACAUGUGUGACCAUCUGCAGUCAACCAGUAGUCCUGUGCACUCCAGAACCAAAUAGCCCGGAAGAUACACUUCAGCAUGAGUCUAUAAAUGAAGCUGACUCCAUAAAAAAUAUGGAAAAUAUAGAUAUCUCACCAGAGGGAAAAUCCUUAGAGAAGAAAGAGAACAGUGAGGUUACGUGUCCUGCACAAGUCAGCAAGGAAAAGAGUUGCGCUACAGAGACAUCCCUGUCAAUAGAAAAUGAAACCACACCUUUAAAACGUGGAAGGGAGCAGUCCAGACUUCCAGGCACCUCUCAGUCUAAAAGACCAAGAAGAAGUGAGAGAAGUGUUACUCGGAAGUCUGUGAGGCAGGCAGAUUGCUUAGAGGACUUACCUCAGGGUUGCUCCAUCUCCCCAGCAGCUGAACACAAGACACCAGUUCAGAUUUCUUCCUCUGUAUCAAAACUCACUGACACUGUAAUGAAGACAAGAAGCUCUGCAGUCUUUCAAGCAAUAAAUAGUCCUUCACUUUCAAAACCCCCCUCUACUCCAUCUACUUUUAAGACUUGUAAUCAAGUAGGAAUGCCACACAGUCCUUCUGUGUUGAAGUCCCCUGGUGGUAACACAAUUGCCAGAAGAAAUUAUAAAGGGGAGACUUUGCUCCAUGUUGCUUCCAUCAAGGGUGACUUAGCAACUGUCGAACAGCUGCUGAAAAAUGGGGCAGAUCCUAAUGUCAAAGAUAAUGCUGGCUGGACGCCGCUGCACGAGGCAUGUAAUCAUGGACACAAAGAAGUAGUGGAGCUCUUGCUGCAAUACAAGGCGUUGGUGAAUACUGCGGGGUAUCAGAACGACUCACCGCUUCAUGACGCUGCCAAGAAUGGGCAUGUGAGCAUUGUUGAGCUGCUGCUUUUGCAUGGUGCCUCCCAUGACGCAGUUAAUAUAUUUGGUCUGCGGCCUGUGGACUAUGCAGAAAGUGAAAAGAUGAAGUCUCUGCUAAAGUUGCCAGUGAAGAAUGAUUCAUUUUCAUUUAACCAACCCUCUGAGAUCCCCAGCAAGCCAAGAGAUGGACCUCUUGGUAUACUGGGAAGCAGUCUCAGUUUGGAGCAACAGAAAUUGCUGAACAAACUAGCAACAGUUCUGAAGGCUCGAAGGUGUACGGAAUUUAGUAGCAAAGUCACUCACCUUGUUAUCCCUGAUGUUCCAAUGCCAAGUACUGUCAAAUGCAUGAUGGCUGUUCUGACCGGAUGUUGGGUCCUCAAGUUUGACU